AUGGUCUGUAGCGAUAUUGCCAAUUGCUCCAAAUUAAACAACAUUACGACCGAUGCUGCCACGUUUGCGACGCUUGACGCGCUUCGACCCGCGCCGGAUGCUGACGAAACAAAUGUCUACGAGGGGUACGCCGUCAACCAAGCUAUCUUGACGAGCGCCACCGCCUGUGCGGCCAUUGGCGGCGAGAUCAAGCGCCUCUGGCAGACCACGUCCAAGUACACGGUCAACGUCUGCGUCUUGUCUUCCGCCUCUACAAGCCCAAGCCCGUCGUCGUCGAGUAGGACCUUGCUGACUACGUAUUCUCUGACGACUGUCGUAGACUUGGGCUUGAUCAUCGGAGUAGCCGUCGGCAGUGUCGUCCUCAUCGGCGCCAUCAUCGCCUGCGUCAUCAUCAAGCGCCGCAAGACCAAGCAACAACACUCCUCAGACUAUCACCGCUACGAGCCUUCGAACCCCGACGGCUUCAGUACCGGUAUGAUCACAGCAGGCCGCACCGUCGGCACGAAUGGCACCAAGACCAACGGCACGGGCGGACGCACGGCCGGUACCACAGGCACGCGCCGGUCGCUCGUCAACACGGAUCUGGACGUCGUCUUGGACGUCAAGCCGCUUCUUCACCACCGAUUGGAGCUCUCAGAGUUGCAAGUGACGACGGACACACCGCUGGCGUCCGGUGCGUUUGGCGAAGUCUGGCUCGGCACGUACGGCGGCAAGCAAGUCGCAAUCAAGCGCAUGAAGAACCACGGGGCGCGGAUGGCCCAAAAGUUUAUUGAGGAAAUCGUCCUCAUGUCCCAAAUGAACAGCGACUACAUUGUCAAGUUUGUCGGUGCCAGCUGGACCCGCCCGAUCGAGAUCGAGUGCGUCGUCGAGUUCAUGGACCUCGGCGACCUGAGCACGUACCUCGUGAACCAGUCGCCAGCGCAGUUCAGCUGGGACCAAAAGCUCAACUGCAUCAUCAGCAUCGUCCGCGCCUUGGUCUACCUGCACACGUACAAUCCGCCGAUCAUCCACCGCGACAUGAAGUCUCGGAACGUCCUGUUGGACUCGGUCAAGGGCACCAAGCUCACCGACUUUGGCGAGUCGCGCGUCGCCGAAGAAGACGAUCUCAUGACCAACGGCAUUGGCACAUACCAGUGGAUGGCACCUGAGGUGAUCUCUGCGACCAACUAUGGCGCGCCGGCCGACAUCUUCUCGUUCGGCAUCAUUCUCUCGGAAUUUUGCACGCACCAAGUACCGUACGCCGACAAGCGCCACCCGACGACGGGCAAAGCCUUACCCCAGCAUUAUGUGCUUCAAGAAGUGCGCGAAGGUCGUCUCCAGCCGACGCUGGACGGGCCGAACGUACCGUCGUGGGUCCAGGAUAUUGCGAAAGAGUGUCUUCAGCUGCACGAAGAGGAUCGUCCGACGUCGCUCAUGCUCGCGUCGAUGCUCAGCAAGUGUCAUGUCUAA
Messenger RNA from Saprolegnia diclina VS20, 1449 nucleotides. RefSeq names its product TKL protein kinase. The transcript is spliced from 2 exons. Gene Ontology annotation, molecular function: protein kinase activity; ATP binding. The record is from RefSeq and is a predicted model, not a curated record. Gene Ontology annotation, biological process: protein phosphorylation. The coding region runs from base 1 to 1449 and encodes 482 amino acids. Lineage: Eukaryota; Oomycota; Saprolegniomycetes; Saprolegniales; Saprolegniaceae.